Molecule: messenger RNA, 1984 nt
Organism: Prorocentrum cordatum
Lineage: Eukaryota; Dinophyceae; Prorocentrales; Prorocentraceae
Source: the annotation of a GenBank genome assembly
GGCCAUCGAAGAGCAUCCUGGAUCACCUGGCAGAAAGUACGCGAAACCCAAACAUGCACGGGGGAUGGAGGUCCGUAGCCAUUUUGGUUCAAGCGAUUCAGGCGACGUCAGCGCUCGACAGUGUUUUCUGCAAAAUAUCAAGCCCGAGUCUCAGCCAGCGCCUCUCUGUUUGCAGCUAUGGGUAUGUCCAUCAUCAGCAUCGCGCUCAUGCUCUUUCCCGCAGGGGCAAGACGUCAAAUCGACUCGGUAAACAUCCUCGCCCCAUGCGAAGCCGGUGCAUGGGUGCCCCACGAGGAUUGUUCCGGGAUCUGCGAUCAGGAUGGAGUGUGUGAGGUGGCGAGAACAUAUGCAGAAGUGGCUAAAGGCACGAAGGUAAAGGAAUUGCCGUGCACUAAGUGCGCCGUGCCAUCAGCAUCAUCGGACGCUCUGCCAUGUGAUGGAGACUGGGUGCCGAGCGGCUCUUGUGAAGGCGAGUGCGAUGCGAGCGGAAUGUGUUGGCACAAGCGUACUUAUGCCGAGGUGGCGAAGGGCGUCAAGGCGUACCAGGUUCCAUGCAAGUGUGACGAGAGUAGGGCCGCACCAAUUACCGACGGUGCAGGCACCUCAGACGAUUCGUCACCAGAGUCGCCUUCAUGUGAUGGCGUUUGGGCGCCAAGUAGCUCUUGUGAAGGCGAGUGCGAUGCGGUCGGGAUGUGUUGGUACAAGCGCACUUAUGCCGAGGUGGCCAAGGGCGUUAAGGCGUACCAGGUCUCAUGCAAAUGUGACGAGAGUACGGCCGCACCAAUUACCGACGGUACUGACGCCUCGGACGAUUCCUCACCAGAGUCGCCAUCAUGUGAUGGCGUCUGGGCGCCAAGUAGCUCUUGUGAAGGCGAGUGCGAUGCGAGCGGAAUGUGUUGGUACAAGCGUACUUAUGCCGAGGUGGCGAAGGGCGUUAAGGCGUACCAGGUCUCAUGCAAGUGUGACGAGAGUACGGCCUCGCCAAUUACAGACGGUGCAGAUACCUCACCAAUCUCAGACGAUUCGUCACCAGAGUCGCCAUCAUGCGAUGGUGUCUGGGCGCCAAGUAGCUCUUGUGAAGGCGAGUGCGAUGCGGUCGGAAUGUGUUGGUACAAGCGUACUUAUGCCGAGGUGGCGAAGGGCGUUAAGGCGUACCAGGUCUCAUGCAAGUGUGACGAGAGUACGGCCUCGCCAAUUACAGACGGUGCAGAUACCUCACCAAUCUCAGACGAUUCGUCACCAGAGUCGCCAUCAUGCGAUGGUGUCUGGGCGCCAAGUAGCUCUUGUGAAGGCGAGUGCGAUGCGGUCGGAAUGUGUUGGUACAAGCGCACUUAUGCCGAGGUGGCGAAAGGCGUCAAGGCGUACCAUGUUCCAUGCAAAUGUGACGAGAGUACGGCCGCACCAAUUACCGACGGUACUGACGCCUCGGACGAUUCCUCACCAGAGUCGCCAUCAUGUGAUGGAGUCUGGGCGCCAAGUAGCUCUUGUGAAGGCGAGUGCGAUGCGGUCGGGAUGUGUUGGUACAAGCGUACUUAUGCCGAGGUGGCGGAGGGCGUCGAGAAGCACCAGGUCUCAUGCAAGUGUGAAGGGAGUACAGUCUCACCGACCACGACCACUACGAGUAGUACGACGACGACCACCAGCACCACAGCCAGCAGCACUACUUUUUCACCACCAGCACCAGCACCACCAGCGCCACCACCAGCACCACCAGCGCCACCACCAGCACCAUCAUCAACUUCAAGCACUACCAGCAGCCUGGCUUCUACAAGUACUACCUCUUCUACAGUGACGAUUCAGUCCACGACGUCGACGUCAACUUCGACCACCAGUUCAGCAUCGACUACGGCGGAUGAUGAUGGGAGUCCCGGGAGUGCGCGGGCGAGUGGGGCGUGCGGUUGUACUCUCUUGUUCGCGGCAUUGCUUUGCGUCUCGCGGCUCUGAUUGGUGGACCGUAGCAGAGCGAGUAGUUCGACUAAACAAG